Messenger RNA from Psammomys obesus (fat sand rat), 2392 nucleotides. It is a transcript of the gene Cirbp, whose product is annotated as cold inducible RNA binding protein. The transcript is spliced from 7 exons. NCBI's taxonomy places the organism in Eukaryota, Metazoa, Chordata, Mammalia, Rodentia, Muridae. Gene Ontology annotation, molecular function: RNA binding. Bases 104 to 634 code for a protein of 176 amino acids. Gene Ontology annotation, cellular component: spliceosomal complex. The record is from RefSeq and is a predicted model, not a curated record. Gene Ontology annotation, biological process: positive regulation of mRNA splicing, via spliceosome.
GACUCGGGCGCGCCUCCUCGCACUCGCGCGUUAGGAGGCCUGGGUGUUUGUGGCGCGCUGUCUUCCCUCCCGCGUCCGGGACCUGCCCGACUCAGCGGCUGCCAUGGCAUCAGAUGAAGGCAAGCUUUUCGUGGGAGGGCUGAGCUUCGACACCAACGAGCAGGCGCUGGAGCAGGUCUUCUCCAAGUACGGGCAGAUCUCUGAAGUGGUGGUGGUAAAGGACAGGGAGACGCAGCGAUCCCGUGGCUUUGGGUUUGUCACCUUUGAGAACAUUGAUGACGCUAAGGACGCCAUGAUGGCUAUGAACGGGAAGUCUGUGGACGGGCGGCAGAUACGAGUUGACCAGGCUGGCAAGUCUUCUGACAAUCGGUCCCGCGGAUACCGGGGUGGCUCUGCAGGAGGCCGGGGUUUCUUCCGCGGGGGCCGCAGCCGGGGCCGUGGGUUCUCCAGAGGAGGAGGAGACCGAGGCUAUGGAGGUGGCCGCUUUGAGUCCCGGAGUGGGGGUUACGGGGGCUCCAGAGACUACUAUGCCAGCCGGAGUCAGGGUGGCAGCUACGGUUAUCGGAGCUCUGGCGGUUCCUACAGAGACAGUUAUGACAGUUAUGGUAAGUCUGGCUCCAAGGACGCCACCUGAGUGGCGUGCGGUUGGGCUCGGUGAACCCUUGUGUCCUCAGAGCAUCUUAGGCUGCUCAGCCUGGGGUGCAGUUCCCAGGCCUGCCAACUGGACAGGGCAGGUGCAUGGAACCCUGUGCCACCUCCUGCGCGCGGGUGGAGCGCAAGCUCCAGUGCCUUUACACUGUCCCGCUUCUGUCCUCAGCUACACACGAGUAAAAGCCCUCCGCGUCCAGAUCGUCCUUCCAUGGCUGUAAUUAAGAUGGGGGAGCUUCGCUGAGCGUUGUGUAGUGAGCACCUCGUUCCCACUUUUGUAGUCCUUUCCGUUCCCACCCGUCGGCAGCCUGCUGCUGGCCCGAGACGGCCUCCUGACUAGACUUCUUUUUAUGAAGUGCUGUCUAUUUUUAAGCGUUUUUAAAAACGUUUUGGAAAGCACUUCAGAUUUUACUGUUUACCAUGAGCCAUGGGUUUUUGUUUUUUUUUUCUAAAUUGUCUGGUUGUGUGGGUUUUGGUUACUUAAUUUUUUUUUUGGGUUUUUUUUUUUGUUUUUUUCUUUUUUAUGUGGCCGACCAUGAAGUCUGGCGCCCCACCCCUCCUGAGAUGAAAUGGACUUGAUUUGAGCAAGCCAUGGCUCUCCAGCUCCCCAGCUCCACUGUGGAGCACAGCAGGUCCCGCCCGUGGGGCACAGGUCCGUGGGGACGCAGCAGUCCAGGAGGCUGUGGAAGUGUUUAUUUAUAUUGUCCUUUUUUACUGAAGAUAUGCAUACUCCAUCGAUGUUGUAUUCACAGUGGCUGAGGAAUUCUUGUACGCAGUUUCUUUGGCUUCACGAAGCCGAUUAAAAGACCGUGUGAAACGAACCUCGCUCUGACCAUUUCCCUUUCAUUGCCGACUGAGCUGCGGCUCCGUGGCCAGCAGAGCAGCUAGGAAGGCAGGGCAGUGCGGGAACGGGAGUGGGCAGUGCUGAGGGGCAGCGGGGCAGCAGAGGCCUCGGCGUGCAGGGCCGGGUGCAGGCAGGGCCGGCGAGGAUGCCUGCCCCGCCAGUUCCAGGCAUUCUCUGCUAGCCUCCGAAGCCGCAGCCCUCGGGGGACAGACGCGAGCCACAGACCCUCCGAGACUCGCCCGCUGCUCCCCCGCUAGCUCUGUGCAGCUGGCCUGUGCCUCGAGGUAACACCUUCCGGCGUGUCGCAUCCCUCCGGUUUAUAGCUCACUUGGACGGAAACUUAGGCCUGGGGUUGACCUUUGAGUCCUGGAAGUUGAGUCAAACUGGUAGUACCUCCUUCUGGUCCUCCCGCAGCCGGCCAGAACCACCGGGAACCCUGCCUUCGUGGACAUGACUUGUUCCUUGCUCGCAGGUCCUUGAGACCUGUGCUGCUGCCUUUAGUUUUUGCCCAGAGUCCGUGAGGCUGCUGAGCGGCGCUGCCACCUUGGGCCAUGGCCACCUUGGGAUGAACCUCGAGGGCGCCGCGAGGGUGGGGGCAGAGAGGCGGGGAGGCGGGAGGGCGCUGCAGGCCCACGGGGAUGCCGGGGUCACAUGCCUCUGUUUGGCAGGAUGAAGGGGACCCAACCUGAAGCCUGGAAGGAUGGCUGUGGUGACGCCGGUCCUAGGGUUCCACAAGAGCAGAAGCCAGAGCCGGCGCACAGUUGCCCGGACAUCCUGAGCUGGCACCGCUCCCAGACGGUGCCUAGGGCUUCCUACAGGAGCGGAAAGCGAAGCUGGGCUGGCGCGGUCCGGGGCAGGACGUUGUGGGGGGCGUCCUGAAUAAAGAGCUGUGACCCAGAA